GGGCAAGCGCUGACGCCCAGGAUUGCUGAGCCUCUAGCCUGGGAUUUCCUGCGCAGCCAACACAGAGAAGGAAACCCGCUUACACACUGAGGCUCCUGGCGCCCCAGACUCUCCCCAGCACACACAGAUUCCCAGCCCCAAGACUGGGAGCUCCGCCUGUCCUGGGCCGAAUGCUUCCAGUGCAAUAGUGUGCACUUUCUCCAACUGGAAAGACUGGGACCGAGCGAGAACUGGAGCGCGCAAUGGGAGGGAGCUGCGCGCGGAGGCGCCCGGCCGGCCCGCGGCAGGUACUGUUUCCCUUCCUGCUGCCUUUGUUCUACCCCGCGCUCUCCGAACCGAUCCGCUACUCGAUUCCUGAGGAGCUGGCCAAGGGCUCGGUGGUCGGGAACCUCGCCAAGGAUCUAGGGCUCAGUGUCCUGGAUGUGUCGGCUCGGAAGCUGCGAGUUAGCGCAGAGAAGCUGCUUUUCAGCGUAGACGCGGAGAGCGGGGAGCUACUUGUGAAGGACCGAAUAGACCGUGAGCAGAUAUGCAAAGAGAGAAGAAGAUGUGAAUUGCAGUUGGAAGCUGUGGUGGAAAAUCCUUUAAAUAUCUUUCAUAUCGUUGUGGUUGUUGAGGAUAUUAAUGACCACGCCCCUCAAUUCCAUAAAGAUGAAAUAAACUUAGAAAUCAGUGAGUCUGUCAGCCCGGGGAUGGGAACAAUUCUUGAGUGUGCAAAAGAUCCCGAUAUUAGUAUGAAUUCACUGAGCAAGUACCAACUAAGUCCUAACGAGUAUUUCUCGUUGGUGGUGAAAGACAAUCCCGAUGGUGGCAAAUAUCCAGAACUGGUAUUGAAGAAGACCCUGGACCGAGAAACGCAGAGCACUCAUCACUUGGUGCUGACAGCCUUAGACAGCGGGGAACCGCCGCGAAGUGGCACCACUCAAAUCCGAAUCCUGGUGGUGGAUGCCAACGAUAACCCCCCAGUGUUCAGCCAAGACGUGUACAGGGUCAGCCUUCCGGAAGACGUGCCCCCAGGCACCUCGGUGUUGAAGGUGAGUGCCACAGACCAAGACGAAGGCUUCAACGCGGAGAUCACCUACUCAUUCCUUGGUGUGACUGAUAACGCCCAGCACGUGUUCUCUCUGGAUCCCGCUACAGGAAACAUUAUAACUCACCAACCCUUGGAUUUUGAAGAAGUAGAAAGAUAUACCAUGGGUGUAGAAGCAAAGGACCGAGGAUCCCUCUCUACACAGUGUAAAGUAAUUAUAGAAGUUCUAGACGAAAAUGACAACCUCCCAGAAAUAAUCAUCACUUCCCUCUCUGAUCAGAUUUUGGAGGAUUCUCGUCCCGGAAUGGUUGUGGCUCUCUUCAAAACACGGGACCGGGAUUCCAGGGAAAAUGGAGAAGUCACAUGCAAUUUAAGUAGAGAUGUUCCAUUUAAGAUUCAUUCUUCUUCUAAUAAUUACUACAAGCUUGUAACAGAUGGGGCCCUGGACAGGGAGCAGACCCCGGAGUAUAAUGUGACAAUCACAGCCACCGACAGGGGCAAGCCGCCCCUCUCCUCCAGCACUACCAUCACCCUGCACGUCACCGACGUCAACGACAACGCGCCGGUUUUCCGACAGUCAGCCUACUUGGUCCACGUGCCAGAAAACAACCCGCCCGGAGCCUCCAUCGCCCAAGUCAGCGCCUCAGAUCCCGACCUGGGA
Molecule: messenger RNA, 1688 nt
Organism: Equus quagga
Lineage: Eukaryota; Metazoa; Chordata; Mammalia; Perissodactyla; Equidae
Product: protocadherin gamma-B7-like
Exons: 1
Biological process (GO): homophilic cell-cell adhesion
Cellular component (GO): plasma membrane
Molecular function (GO): calcium ion binding
Source: RefSeq, a predicted model, not a curated record